CUAGGAAGGACUUUAACUAGUGUUCUGUGAAGCCUUUAUUUAGUUCUCACUGGAGGUCACAGCAGAAAAAUGCCUGAAGCUGAUGUGGUGUACUCUGAUGUCAAGUUCACAAGAGAGAGGGAAAUCGCCAAUGGGACAAUUUCCUCAUUGGCUGAAACCACUUACUCUGAAGUCAGGAUCUCAAAGACUCAGCCAUCCACAGAGCUCCCUGUAGCUUCCCAACAACAAGCGGCAUCAAAUGGAGGGUCAAAGGUCACAUCAGAGAGAGUGGCCUUGGUAGUUCUCAGUGCUCUCCUGGCAGCUGCUGUCAUCGCUCUUGGUGUUACCUCUCAUCAAAACAUUCAAACCAUGGGACGCGUCCAAAACGUGACAGAUGACCAUGAAGCUGUGAAAAAAAAUCUCACAGAGACACUCAGUGAACUAAAAUCAUGCUACAAGUCGCAGAAAAUAUGCCCACAAUGUCCUGCACAAAAUAUUAGUGAGCCAUGUCUGAAAUGUGAAGAAGGCUGGGAGCAACAUGAAGGAAAGUGCUAUUAUUUCUCCACCAGUACUUCAGCCUGGGAAAAGAGCAGAGAUGAAUGUCGACAACAAGGAGGAGACCUGGUUAAGAUAGACAGCAGAGAUGAGCAGGAAUUCCUGGACCUGAAACUGAGAGAAAAAAUGAACCAAGAUGAGGACAAGUUCUGGAUCGGACUGACCGACUCAAAGCAAGAGAACACGUGGUUGUGGGCAGACGGCUCACCGCUGAACACGAGUUUGUCUUUUUGGAGCGGCAAUGAGCCAGACAACUGGAAAGGGGACAAUGCUGAUGGAGAGGACUGUGCGAGGAUGGGAGAGAAAGCAGGAGCUGCUUACCUGAAGGGUUGGUUUGAUAAAUCCUGCAAAGUGUCUCAAAGAAGUAUCUGUGAGAAAGCAGCACAAACUGGACGUGUAAUGCUUCACUGUAGUUCACUUCAGGUCUAACUCAGCCUGUUAAACAAUCUCAGUACAGGAUACAGAAUGUGGAGCAAUGUUACUUUUAGACAGUUAAUGUUUAAAAAUAAAUAGACCCCCUGCAAACAUUAAAAUGCAGUUUCUUGAAUGUGCUCAACAAUUAAGGAAAAUAUCACAUGUAACAGAUGACCAGUGGUGGAGGAAGUAUUCAGAUAAUUUUUUAAGUAAAAGUGCUAAUAACACACUGUAAAAAUACUCUGUUAUAAAAGUAAAAGUCCUGCAUUGAAAAUGUUACUUAAGUAAAAGUAUGUAUGUAGAGCCCAAAGUGAAACCUUCAUAUUGCUUGUUUUGUCCAACCAACAGUCCAAACCUCAAAAUUAUUACAAAUACAUUACAAUUAUUUAAAUAAUUCAAAAGAAAAGCAACAAAUCUUCACAUUUGGGAAGCUGGAACAAUGAAACGUUAUCAUGGCUAAUUGUGGAGGCUAAAUAAAAAUCCUGUGAAAAACUA
Molecule: messenger RNA, 1443 nt
Organism: Siniperca chuatsi (mandarin fish)
Lineage: Eukaryota; Metazoa; Chordata; Actinopteri; Centrarchiformes; Sinipercidae
Product: CD209 antigen-like protein C
Exons: 8
Coding region: 70-963 (297 amino acids)
Source: RefSeq, a predicted model, not a curated record